Messenger RNA from Miscanthus lutarioriparius, 1962 nucleotides. The record is from the annotation of a GenBank genome assembly. Lineage: Eukaryota; Viridiplantae; Streptophyta; Magnoliopsida; Poales; Poaceae.
AUGCCGCCGCCGCGCGCUGCCCAUCCCGCCCGCCCCGGCGCGGCACCUCACCGCGGCGCCCCACGUCGGGCUGCCGUGCGGGGCGUGCGGGGCGCUGCUGAGCGUGCCGCCGGGGCUCGCGCGCUGCGGGUGCCCGGGACUGGAAAAGGAUGCCAAGAAUAUCCUGAUUCUGCAGUUUGUUUGGGACAUAUUCAAGGGCAUCCGGACAAUCAACUGGUUCAUGUAAAGCGAUUACAAGUCAGAUGUCGAAAUAAACAGUCACUUUCGGAGUAUCCCAAUACUGGUAAUGAUAUAUGCAUUGAUAUGUCAAAUGAGAUUAAUGAAAUGCACUGCCAUAGGACCAAAGUCUUGGUUGCUGCUAAAACUGUUAGUACAAAGUGGAGGCAAGUGGAAAGUCUAAACUAUGCCACAUAUCAGGCAGAUGCACAGCAAUCCUAUCAUUCAGUUCAUGCAGAACAUACAGACCAUGCAAUCCAUGUUGGAGAGGCACGAAAUGAAUCUCUUAGUCAUGCAAUUCACAGAAGUAUGGGGCACAUUGAGCUGAUUAAGGAGAAAACUGUGGUAAGGCAUACGAACCGGGUACCUGGUACCACUGUUUGCCCAACACCUGGAAAGACCGGGCCACCCAAAUUGCAUAGUCCUACUGAACAGGGCCCAGAACAUUGCAAUGAUAGCAUUCAGACAGAGGAGGCUGAGACUGAGAUGGGCCAGCUGACUGCAAGAUUGGCCCAUAAGAGCACAAAGAGGAAUUUGACGCCUUCAUCAAAUAAUGGGUCAGAGCAUAGGUGUAGUUCUGAAAAAGUCAGCCAUGAUUCCUCUAAUUCAUUGCGUCAACACAAUAUGCCUCAUAGAAGCUCUAAUGAGGCAGACAAUCAUCAUGCCACCACACAGUCUGCUUCUUCGAUUCCUGAUAUGUCCGAUCCUGAAAGCUUUGCACGUCAUUACUGUAAAAUACGCCCUCCAGAAGUUAGGAGAGCUCUUGAAAGGAGUCCUAAUUUAGGCAAUGCUGGUGGCAAGGAAAAGAAAAGACGUGGUCGUGGUCCUACACUCUGCCUUAAAGUCUGGACAAUGCCUGAGGGUGAAAGGAUUCCAGUGUCUUUCAAUGAUCUUGGUCAACCUGUCGGAAUUGAAGCUGUUACAUUGAGUAGCUUUCUGGGACAACUUGCCCGUGAUGUAACACUGGCACCUCUGACAUAUACAGAUUGGAGACAUUUUCCAAAGAAAAACAAGAAUGCAAUGUGGCAUUUAGUUAAUUUAUUUCCUGUCCUCCGGUGGUUGCCACAGUUCAAGUUUAUCAUCCCACCAAUUGGCGAAAUCUGGGUUAUGCAGGCAUUGGGGAAAAAAUGGAAGGACUGGAAAGGUAUCUUAAAACAUGAACGGUAUGAUGUUCAUGAGACAGAUGAGGAGCGUCUUGCUGACCGAGAUCCUCGUGUCCCAGAAGAACAAUGGAAACUCCUUGUGGCAUAUUGGGGCACUGAGAAGGCCAAGUUGUUAUUAUGUUAUAGGCUGCAAGUGCUCGAUCUAGAAAUUCUCAACGAUACCAACCUCUUCAUAGACACAGAACUGGAUCAAAGAGUUAUGCACGGAUACAGGAGGAGGAGCGGCAAAAGCGACCAAAUAUGGAGGGCAGAUAUAUACAUACUGAUCCCUAAAGAUGGGAAUGGAGACCUGGCAAAGCAACAGGUUGAGCCUUUUGGAAAGAUGGCUGCUAAGGUGUCACUGAGGCAAGUUCAAGAGGCUAAGCAUAAGGCUGAGGAGCCAGCCACACUGAGAAAGAAAAUGCUGGAAAUGGAAGAAAAUAACAGGAAGAGCCAGGGCAAAGAUGAUUCAAUACUCGUUCUCAGAACUAAUAUCUCCGAGCAUUGCCCCCAGCACCCAGCCGCCUCUAGCCGUCUCCAGCCACUCUCCUACUGCUGGAGUGGACAGGCGCCUAGGACUGAUCCAGUUUUGCGCUCUAGGUAG